AUGGACGUUCUUCGCCGGAUGAUGCCGAGAAAAAUGAAACGAGAUCAGUACUCGUUUGAGCUUCUCAAAAGUAGUUCCAAUAUUGAAUUGUCGACGGGAGUGGGUCCAGGGACACCGCUUCCCAGGAACUUUUCACAUUAUGACAGUAUACGAAUCGCUCCGUCCACACAGUCAGCGGUCAAGAGGCCGCAAGUUGUGAAGAACGAAAGAUAG
This is a messenger RNA of Caenorhabditis remanei, 213 nucleotides long. RefSeq lists its product as uncharacterized. The transcript is spliced from 2 exons. The coding region runs from base 1 to 213 and encodes 70 amino acids. The record is from RefSeq and is a predicted model, not a curated record. Lineage: Eukaryota; Metazoa; Nematoda; Chromadorea; Rhabditida; Rhabditidae.